Molecule: messenger RNA, 407 nt
Organism: Ixodes scapularis (black-legged tick)
Lineage: Eukaryota; Metazoa; Arthropoda; Arachnida; Ixodida; Ixodidae
Exons: 4
Coding region: 1-399 (132 amino acids)
Source: RefSeq, a predicted model, not a curated record
AUGGCCACAGUCAAGACGUCAGCUGGAGAGCUGAAGUGGCACAUGGACCAUCGUCCACAAAAGAGCACGGCACCCGCACCACUGAACGUCAGGAUCACUUUGUUGAUCCUCCUCUGCUUCUUCAUAAUCCACGUACCAAGCACCAGCAGUCCAGACGUCUUAGAAAUGCUCCUGAAGCUUUGCGAACUGAAGCACCAGUCGAGGCUGGAUGCUGUCACGUGCAUUGGAGCGAAGACAAAAUCGAAACGUCCGCCGCAGUUUCCGAGCAACCUGGCCAUGUGCGCCCACAACUCGUUCAAGGGCGAGCUGCAGCUGAAGGACUUCGGGCUUGGCACCCUGUGUUUCUCCGCGAGCGUUCGAGGCUUCGAGGUCGGUUCGGUGAGUCGGCCGCCUCGUUAAUCGCUCUA